Nicotiana attenuata is the source of this 486-nucleotide messenger RNA. RefSeq lists its product as uncharacterized. The transcript has a single exon. The record is from RefSeq and is a predicted model, not a curated record. The coding region runs from base 1 to 486 and encodes 161 amino acids. Lineage: Eukaryota; Viridiplantae; Streptophyta; Magnoliopsida; Solanales; Solanaceae.
AUGCCCCAGUAUCCUAAGUGUCAUUGGAAAAGAAUUACAAUUGAUUCAAAAGCAUUACCAAGGCAUCAAUUCAUCUUGUGGUUGGCUAUGCAUAAGAAGCUAGCUACAGUGGAUAGAUUAAGGAAGUGGGGGAUCUCAAUAGCAAGUGAUUGUGUGCUGUGUGAGAAAGAUACUGAGGGGACAAUGGAGCAUCUAUUUUUUGAAUGUGACUACUCCAGGAAUAUGUGGGCAACACUGUUAAAAUGGCUGGGAGAAAGACACCAAAUAGGUAGCUGGAAUGCUGAGAUUGAAUGGUUAGAAAAAAGAAGUUCAUGCAGAGUUCGAGCUCAUGUGCUAAGAUUCUUGUUUGCAGCUGUAAUUUAUCAUGUCUGGACAGAGAAAUCAAAGAAGAAUUCAAGGGAAGAUGAUAGCAAGCCUUCAGAGGGUGAAGAAUAUUAUCCUAGAGCUACACAUACGAGGGCAGAAGGAAUCCAAAUGGCACAAUGA